Molecule: messenger RNA, 2573 nt
Organism: Pseudogymnoascus verrucosus
Lineage: Eukaryota; Fungi; Ascomycota; Leotiomycetes; Thelebolales; Thelebolaceae
Gene: ICL1
Product: isocitrate lyase 1
Exons: 4
Coding region: 784-2424 (546 amino acids)
Biological process (GO): carboxylic acid metabolic process
Molecular function (GO): isocitrate lyase activity
Source: RefSeq, a predicted model, not a curated record
UGCCAUACACACCCAAGAAGCCCAAGAUACUCACGGGCCCAUGUUCAGGUACCGAUUUCAUGUGGACUCCUCACCUGCUUUCGCGUCUGGCCACGCUCUCGACUCGAUGCUCAGCCUCCUGUGCCGAGGUUUGUUUCAAUUGGAGAUAGCGCUGUCGAAAUGUCGAAAUUUGGUGGUGGGGGAGGCUUGGGCACGUCAGCCUCGUUGCUUAGCCAAUCAGAGGCCGCGCACUUCUCCAAAACCAUGUCCCUUGGCCCGGAAAUAAUCGAUAAGAGAACUAGACUGUUUUCGGUAGAGACUUUAGAAUGUCCGAGGUAAGUUUCGACCGCCGACCUUGGUGGUAACGCCACGAAACCCCAAAUUCUGGGGAAUUCAACGAAUGCCAUUGGUGUAUCGGCGUGAACCUUGCUGAGCUCAGCAGGAAAUAUGUGAGGUUUCGCCCUCUGAAGUGUCGGGAGAGCGCAAGAACGAGGUACUUUGGCCGACCCUUCCCGAGCCAGUUCUGGAACUGUUUUCGCCUCGUGCCGGUCGUGGGGCAUUUUCACGGCUCAAGGAGUCAUAUAUACCACGAGGCCCUGCCCCCUCGCAGGGACUUUCUACUGUAUUAUAUAUUUACUCGAUUGCCCAGAUCGAACCCUUUGUUGUUUCUACCGUUUGCUUGUAGAAAUUUAUAUUCACUCGUAUUCCUCAUCUCGCCCUGGAAUACAAUAGCCGCAUCUCAUACCUCUGACAUCAUAUAUACCACCUAUACCCGUGACUCACGCGACCCCAAAAACCUCAAUUAUGGCUUCGAACAAGAUGGCGGCGCCGCCUGCGGAUCUGGCGAAGGAGGACGCGGCUUUUGCUGCUGAGGUUGCCGCUGUUAAGCAGUGGUGGUCGGAUUCGAGAUGGAGGCAGACCAAGAGGCCGUUCACUGCCGAGCAGAUCGUUUCGAAGAGGGGCACAAUCCAAAUCAACUACCCCAGCAACAACCAGUCGAAGAAGCUCUGGAACAUCCUGGAGCAAAGAUUCAAGGAGGGAGAUGCGAGUUACACAUACGGCUGCCUCGAGCCAACGAUGUUGACCCAGAUGGCGAAGUACCUUGAUACCGUCUACGUCUCUGGAUGGCAAUCAUCUUCGACCGCCUCGGCGAGCGACGAGCCCGGCCCAGAUUUGGCUGAUUACCCAUACACCACCGUCCCCAACAAAGUGAACCAGCUCUUCAUGGCACAACUUUUCCACGACCGCAAGCAGCGCGAGGAGCGCUCUACAACCCCCAAGGCUAACCGCGCUGGCGUGGCCAACAUCGAUUACCUCCGCCCAAUCGUUGCUGAUGCCGAUACCGGACACGGUGGUUUGACCGCCGUCAUGAAGCUCACCAAGCUCUUCAUUGAGAAGGGUGCUGCUGGUAUCCACAUUGAGGACCAGGCCCCUGGUACCAAGAAGUGCGGCCACAUGGCCGGUAAGGUCCUGGUCCCAAUCAGCGAGCACAUCAACCGUCUCGUUGCCAUCAGAGCCCAGGCCGAUAUCAUGGGCACUGAUCUCCUCGCCAUUGCCCGCACUGACGCCGAGGCCGCCACCCUGAUCACCACCACCAUCGACCCCCGCGACCACGCCUUCAUCCUCGGCACGACCAACCCCAACCUCCAGCCCGUCAACGAGCUCCUCAUCAAGGCCCUAGAGGCCGGCAAGACCGGCGGCGAGCUCCAAGCCAUCGAGGAUGACUGGAACGCCAAGGCCGGUCUCAAGACCUUCGCCGAGGCCGUCGCCGCCGCCAUCACCGCCACCCAGCGCGCAAACGCCAAGUCCCUCAUCGCCAAGUUCACCCAGGAGUCCAAGGGCAAGAGCAACACCGAGGCCCGCGCCAUCGCCCGCGCCAUCGUCGGCAAGGACGUCUUCUGGGACUGGGACAACCCAAGAACCCGCGAGGGUUACUACCGCAUGCAGGGCGGCAUCGAGUGCGGCAUCAACCGCGCUCUCGCCUACGCCCCAUACGCCGACGCCAUCUGGAUGGAGUCGAAGCUGCCAGACUACAAGCAGGCUGAGGCCUUCGCUAAGGGCGUCCACGCCGUGUACCCCCAGCAGAAGCUCGCGUACAACUUGUCGCCGUCGUUCAACUGGAAGACUGCGAUGCCGCGCGCUGAGCAGGAGACGUACAUCAAGCGUCUUGCUAGCCUCGGUUACUGCUGGCAGUUCAUCACCCUGGCUGGUCUGCACACCACUGCUCUUAUCUCGGAUAAGUUCAGCAGCGCGUACAGCCAGCAGGGCAUGCGUGCGUACGGCGAGUUGGUCCAGGAGCCGGAGAUGGAUGGUGGUGUGGAUGUGGUUAAGCAUCAGAAGUGGUCGGGUGCGAACUAUGCGGAUGAGUUGCUGAAGAUGGUGCAGGGUGGUGUGUCGAGUACGAGUGCUAUGGGUGCUGGUGUUACGGAGGACCAGUUCAAAUGAGUGAUUGUUACGUAGGGUGGAGGAGGAUGACGGGAGUAUUUCUUUUUUAGGCGGCUACCGGCCGUGUACUGCAGGAUAGAUGAGCAUGUAGCAUAUAUUAAAAGGCUGCGUGAUGGGCUGUACUGAAUAUUAUUAAAUUCAUUAUUAAG